This is a messenger RNA of Dunckerocampus dactyliophorus (ringed pipefish), 4732 nucleotides long. Its product is annotated as mucolipin-1-like. Gene Ontology annotation, cellular component: plasma membrane; lysosomal membrane. Bases 138 to 1904 code for a protein of 588 amino acids. The transcript is spliced from 14 exons. Gene Ontology annotation, molecular function: NAADP-sensitive calcium-release channel activity. Lineage: Eukaryota; Metazoa; Chordata; Actinopteri; Syngnathiformes; Syngnathidae. The record is from RefSeq and is a predicted model, not a curated record.
CCGGAAACAUGUUUUAACAACAGUCGAGCAGCCCAUCAGCGAACUGUUGCUCCACAGCACGGUCAUAAAAAACGAACAGACAACUCCUGAAUUUUAGACAGCCGACUGACCUAUUUAAGGAUUUUAAAAAUAAAAACAUGUCUGCGUCGGGACACCGUGACCGUUCAGAACGUGAAAGCCUCUCCCGCUCAGUGAGCCAGUAUGGAUCUACAGACAACAGCGGUGAGCACGACAGUCCCGUUACCAACCACUACAACAACCAUAGCAACCAUCCCCCCAUUGCAACGGCUGGACACUGGGUCGGCGCCGACCAGGGGGAGGAGGCCAUUCGCAGGAAGUUGAAGUACUUCUUCAUGAGUCCCUGUGAUAAAUACCACGCCAAGGGCCGCAAGCCUUACAAGCUGGUCCUGCAGCUACUCAAGAUUAUCAUUGUCACUGCUCAGUUGGUGCUGUUUGGCCUCAGUAACCAGGUGGUGGUGACCUUCAAGGAGGAGAACACUAUGACCUUUAAGUACCUAUUUCUCAAAGACUUUGAUGAGUCCUCAGACAGCUCUUUUUCUGUGUACACACAACAAGACGUCUAUGAGCACAUCUUUUACACUGUCGAGCAGUAUCUGGCUCUACCUGAGACCACAGUGGGUCGCUAUGCGUACGUCUACGGCAUCGGCGUGAAUGGCAGCGCUCUGUCACUCUGCCAGCAGUACUACAAGAGGGGCCGCAUCGAUCCAGCCAACGACACCUUCAGUAUCGACCCGCACAUCAUCACAGACUGUGUUGGAGUGAACCCUCAGACGGUCCCCCCCUCCCCGCUGGCCAACUCUUACAAGAACUUUACACUCAAGUUCCACAAGUUCAUCAAUGUCACAAUAGAGUUUCAGCUGAAGGCCAUCAAUGUGCAGACUAUUAUCAACAAUGAGAUCCCAGACUGCUACACAUUUUACAUAAAGAUCGUUCUGGAUAACAAGGCUCACAGUGGCAAAGUGAAGAUACGACUGGAGAACCAGGCCUCCAUAAAGGAGUGCAAAGACCCCAGUGUCUCCGGACAGGCUGAGAAUUAUACACGAGUGGCGUUUGACGUCGCCGUGGCUCUCGUGUGCACGCUGUCAUUGGUGCUGUGUGGACGCUCCAUCUUGCGAGGCAUCAUGCUGCAGCAGGAGUUUGUACAGUUCUUUAAGGACAAUCUGGAUCGCAAAGUGUGCUGGGCUGACCGUAUGGAGUUCAUCAACGGGUGGUACAUCCUCCUCAUUGUCAGUGACAUCCUCACCAUCAUUGGAAGUGUUAUCAAAAUUGGCAUUGAGUCCAAGAAUAUGUCCUCCUAUGAUCUGUGUGGCAUCCUGUUAGGAACUUCCACCCUCCUGGUUUGGGUGGGAGUCAUUCGCUACCUCACCUUCUUUCAGAAGUACAACAUCCUGAUCGUGACACUUCGAGCAGCCUUUCCUAAUGUUAUUCGCUUCUGUUGCUGUGUUGCCGUCAUCUAUCUGGGCUACUGCUUCUGUGGUUGGAUCGUCCUGGGGCCAUACCAUGUCAAGUUCCGCUCCCUGUCCAUGGUGUCAGAAUGCCUCUUCUCCCUCAUCAAUGGCGACGACAUGUUUGUGACCUUCUCGGGAAUGCAAGAGAGCAGCACGCUGGUGUGGCUGUUCAGCCAGGUGUACCUGUACACCUUCAUCUCCCUCUUCAUUUACAUGGUGCUGUCGCUCUUCAUCGCCCUCAUCACCGGAGCCUACGAGGCCAUCAAGCACCAAACCCAGGAGCCCAUCCACAUUACAGACCUACAUGCCUUCAUAGCAGAGUGCACAGACGCACCAAGUUCCGGAAAGUUCCGGGGUUUGGAGACAUCACCAUGCUCCUUUUUCUGCUGCUGUGACAGAACAACAACAUAUGAGGAUGUCCUUCUGGUCAACUGAUGACCCAGAAAGCCACUCAAGCACCCCCGUGCUGGCCACAAAGACGCACUGCACUGCACGUGGUCUGUGCCCUGCCCCCCGAACAAGCUUUUUUCCAGCACUUGACUGAAAGAGGAGUCGUCCAUCAGUUGGCCCAGCAUUCUGAUAAAGGAACGUGUGAGUCUUUUAUUAUUCCUGCAGCCACCUCAUCAGGAAGAACUCGGGAACGCCCGAAGUUGCUUUGUGGAUUACUUUUAGCACGUGUAUUUAUGUCUCCGGUCCAUUUUUGGCUCGGUUCAGUGUUUUUAUGAAUUUGAUCCGCAGAGGAUGUAUGUUUUUACCUGCUCGUCAGUUUAUUCUGUCAGCAAAAUGAAACAAAACCCAGCAGGCCAAUGCACAGCAAACAUUGGGACCGAAACAGGUUGUUUUUUUUUUGCUGUGGCCUCAGUGUGGAUCACCUUUUUACACAGGGUACCCAUUGAGUGUUCUUACUUUUUUUGGGUGAUGCACAACCCAGAGUUGGCACCAGGACUGCAGCUGUACACUCAUGAUGGUGCUGACUGAUUUUCUACUUUUUUGGGACUUCAAAUUGUGUCAAGAAAGUAGAUUACACAUCACAUGAUCUCUUCGCAAUACAUGCACAGUGUGCACGAAUGUACAACAAUGCUACAUUUUAGUGUAUGACGUUUAAGAGUGCCUCUCCUGCUGCAGUUAUGCUGCUAAAGCAUACUAGUGGUCCAUCCGCUUGCUGUGUUAGAUUAGAUUGCACAAUCUAUGUAUUGCUCAGUGUUUGGUCAUUAUUACCAAAAAAUGGAGGAGGAGCCUGCACAAACUGCCUAUAAUGGGACUUCAUUAUCCACUUUUGGAAACUUUGAUUUGAUUUGAUAGUUUUUUAGAUGAAAAAUAAAAAAUAAUAACUGUUAUUGUCUUGCCAAAAGAAGCACCCUUUAGGUUUGUCACAAAUGAGUCAACUUACAAAACAUGCAUGUGGCCGUGCUGUAAUAGUUUGGCUCCCCUUUCUCUUAAUUUAUGAUUUUAUUAUACUUAUUUUAUGCUGUAUAUCACAUGGAACGCACAAUUGUUGAAUGCUUUUUUUUUUUUCUUGUGUUCAAAGAUUAGAAAGACCUUCAUUCAUUUGUGUUUAACAAGCCAGAAAAAAACAUGUUUAAGUGGAAUAUUUGAUGGACUUUGCAUGGCUGUAGAAGGCAAAACCUUUGUUAUAUGUUGUUAUAUGAUAGACAUACAUAUAGCAUGAUGGCCACAGUCUGGAGAUUGGCGAGAUGCGUGCGUGGGUUUUCUCCGGUUACUCUGGUUGCCUCCCACAUUCCAAAAACAUGCAUCUUAGGUUAAUCGGUGACCCUAAAUUGUGUUUGUGAUUGGUUGUUUGUCUGUAUGUGCCCUGCGAUUGGCUGGCAACCAGUCAAACCGGGUGUACCCCGCCUCUCGCCCAAAGUCAGCUGGGAUAGGUUCCAGCAUACCCCCGUGAGGACACGCGGCAUAGUACAUGGAUGGAUUAUAUACAUACUGUAUGUGUAUUUAGAUCUUACAUGUGCCCAACACAUUGUGUAAAUAUUAUUUUACAAACAUUCUGCACUUGCUCAGUACUUGACAAAAUGUAAAAUAGGAGAAAACAUUUUAGUUAUUGUGUUAUCUGCUCUAUUAAAGUGUCCUGGAUCAUCUUUGAUGUCAUAUCGUCUUGUUAUCCUAACCAGGGGUGCAAAAUUCAGUCAAAUGAUCCAUAGGAAUUACCAGGAAUAUGUGGUAAUAAACUGCAAUAUCAUUUGAACAGGGAUCCUAAAAAGUGGCGGAGCCAGACAUUUUUCACUGGAGUGGCCAAGGUGAGACCAUUACUUACACAGGGGUGGCUAUAAGUUGAUACCUGAAUUGAAAAUGACCACUGGGGUGGCCGAAGAGUGACCCGGAGUGGCCACCCCGUAGCCCCGUCAGUGAUUCUAAAUAGUUUUUCCACGACAACCCUGCUGUAAGUGAUUUGCUUGCAAUACCUCCAACUUUCCGAAAGAGGGCGCGAAGGAAUCACGUCUCAAAUAGUGUACCAUACAUUUUUUUUAACUGUGGAUUUUUAGGAGUCAAAUGUUUCGUAGGGAUGGGUGAUAUUCCAAAAUUUGGUUUCGAUUUUUGAAGAUCUUUGAAUAAUUUUGUGAUUUACCUAAUUUGUUGAUCAUGAUUAUAAUCAGAAUAAAACGCAGGACAAAGAUGUUAGGCAAACAAUACAUAUAUUUUUAAUCAACAAUUUAACAAUACUUUAUACAAAGAUAUAAGACAACAUCAAAUUAUAUGACCUACAAUUGGAGUAAAAUAUAGGUAGUAUAAGUAAACAAAAGCAAAAAGUACUGUUGGCUCUCAUUAAAAUUCUGUCGCUUUUUGCCCCCAAAGCCCUCUUGUGUGCAGGAAUUUAUUCCCAGACUUUGCAAAUGAUAUAUAAAUAUAACAGUAUCAACAAUGUAACAACAUGAACAUAACAAAAAACACAUAUGAUUUUUGUCAAAAUAAACAUGGAUGACAACUGAAAACUAUUGAUCUCAUUCUGCUCGUAUCAGUCUGAUAAUGACCCCUACCCCUGGUAUUGAUACUAUUGAUAUUUGGAUUGAGUUGACCACCCCCUCGCGCAGGGGUGUCCAAAAAUACGGCCCAGGGGCCAUUUGCCAACCACGGCUGUUUUUGUAUUGGCCUACGCCACAUUCUAAAAAUAUGAUUUAUCGCCAAAACUAAAAUAAACUAACAAAAAUGGAAAAAUCAGCAGUCGUUUCACAAGAAUAAAGUCAAAAUAUUAAAAGAAACAAGUUGUAAUCUAACAACAAAAAGUCAUAAUUUUACAAGAAUAAUGUAAA